This is a messenger RNA of Diplodia corticola, 1611 nucleotides long. Its product is annotated as hydroxyethylthiazole kinase. The record is from RefSeq and is a predicted model, not a curated record. NCBI's taxonomy places the organism in Eukaryota, Fungi, Ascomycota, Dothideomycetes, Botryosphaeriales, Botryosphaeriaceae. Gene Ontology annotation, cellular component: cytoplasm. The transcript has 5 exons. Gene Ontology annotation, molecular function: magnesium ion binding; hydroxyethylthiazole kinase activity; thiamine-phosphate diphosphorylase activity. Bases 1 to 1611 code for a protein of 536 amino acids. Gene Ontology annotation, biological process: thiamine biosynthetic process.
AUGAAGGACCAGGCCGACUACUCGCUCUACCUGGUCACCGACAACACUCCGGCCAUCCUGCGCGACCGCGACCUCGUGUCCGUCGUCCGCGCCGCCGUCGAGGGCGGUGUGACCAUUGUCCAGCUGCGCGACAAAACCAGCGACACGGCCAGCCUGGUCCGCAUCGCGAAGGAGCUGCAUGAGGUCACCAGUGAAUACAACGUGCCCCUUCUGGUCAACGACCGUGUCGAUGUCGCCCUGGCCGCCGGCGUCGAAGGCGUCCACAUCGGCCAAGAUGACAUGGACCUCACCACCGCUCGCCGGCUGCUCGGCGACAAUGCAAUCAUCGGCGUAACGGCAUCCUCGGUCGAGGAAGCCGUCAGGGCAGCCAAAGACGGCGCUGACUACCUGGGCCUGGGAACCAUCUUCGCCACCCCAACAAAGGAAAACACCAAGUCCAUCAUCGGCACUGCUGGCCUGCACGACAUCCUCCACGCCCUCGGCGAGCAGGACGACAUAGCCAACAUCAAGACCGUCUGCAUCGGCGGUCUCAACGUGUCCAACUGCCAGCGCGUUAUUCUCCAGUCCACCUCUCAGUUCAAGGCGGUCGACGGCAUCGCUGUCGUCAGCGCCCUCAUUGCUGCCGACGACCCCAAGGAUGCGGCUGAGAAUUUCCGCAAGCUGGUGCGGUCACCGGCGCCCUUCGACACCCAGCAGCGCCCGCUGUACCACGGCACCCAUGAGGAGAUCCAGGAGCGCGUGCCGCCGGUCGUGGAAGCGCUCGCGAAGGCCAACCCGCUGUGCCACAACAUGACGAACCUCGUGGUGCAGAACUUCGCCGCCAACGUUGCGCUGUGCAUCGGCGCCUCCCCAAUCAUGUCCAACAACGGCCUCGAAGCACCCGACCUCGCCAGCCUCGGCGGCGCCCUCGUCAUCAACAUGGGCACCGUCACGCCCGAAGGCCUCCAAAACUACCACGCCGCCCUCCGCGCCUACAACGCCGCCGGCGGGCCCGUCGUCCUCGACCCCGUCGGCGCCGGCGCCACCGCCCAGCGCCGCGCAGCCGUCAAGUCCCUGCUCGCAGCCGGCUACUUCGACGUCAUCAAAGGCAACGAGAACGAAAUCACCACCGUCUACCACACCUCCACCAACUCGCACCCGCACGAGCAACAACAACAACAACAACGCGGCGUCGACAGCAACCCCAGCAGCACCACCCCGCUCGAAGACAAAGCCCGGCUCGUCCAGCGCCUCGCCCGCCGCGAGAAGAACCUCGUCCUCAUGACGGGCGCCGUCGACGUCCUCUCCGACGGCGGCACCACCUUCCUCGUCCGCAACGGCCACUCCUACCUCGGCGCCAUCACCGGCUCCGGCUGCACGCUGGGCACCGCCAUCGCCGCCUUCCUGGCCGCGGCCCCGGGGGAGAAGCUCGUCGCCGCCCUCGCGGCGCUGCUGACGUACGAGAUCGCGGCCGAGCGCGCGGCGGCGCGCGAGGACGUGCGCGGGCCGGGGACGUUCGUGCCCGCGUUUUUGGACGAGCUGUAUGCGAUUAGGGAGGAGACGAAGGAGGGGGAGACGGCGUGGUUGGAGGCGGCGAGGGUGGAGAGGGUGGAGUUGGAGGAGAUUGAUUGA